CGUAUGGGACGUUUGACUACAAAACACACAAACAAGGCAGAGAAGGAGGAGAACAAAGUGUUUUCUCUUCAGCUGCUGUUUAUGAAGAUAAAAACCAGAUUCAGGAAUUCUGCGAUCAGCAUGAAGAUGCCUCAUUCUUCUUUUCUCACCUUUAUGUUGCUCUUAGUCCAACUAUCAAUUGCAUCAGGGGGCAAAAUUCUGGUGUUCCCAUUGGACGGAAGCCACUGGGUAAACAUGAAAGUGAUCAUAGAGGAACUGCAUGCCAGGGGCCACGAGAUCACAGUGCUUCGGCCCUCUGACAGCUGGUACGUCAAGGAAAAGUCCCCCCUCUACACCUCUGUCACUCUUUCCUGCCGUGGAGGAUUUGAGGAAAACUUCGACGUGUACUUAUCUCGACAGCUGGAGAUUCGGCUUCAGAUAAAACCCGGAUCAUUUUGGUCCAACAUCUGGGCUCACAUGCAAAUGGAGUGGGUGCUACUAGACCAGUUCUCCCAGUUUCAUAAGAAAGUGGGGGAUGUAAUUACACACAUGUUUGAGAAUGAGGAUCUGAUGCAGUCCUUGGAAGCUGCCAAAUAUGAUUUGGUCCUGACAGACCCUGGCAUCGGUGUAGGUGCAAUGUUGGCGCGCAAACUCCAACUUCCUCUGGUGUUUAAUGUCCGUUGGACCAUCCAGGGUGAAGCCCACUUCCUCAUUGCUCCUUCACCUCUCUCAUACAUUCCCUUUACUGCAACCGAGCUCACAGAUAAAAUGACUUUCCCUCAGAGAUUAAAGAACGUCUUGAGUUACUUUGUAGGGAUGUUCACUUUAUCGUACAUCACAGAACCUGCCUACAAACCAAUCGUCAAACGCUUCUUUGGCCCUAAUGUGGAUUACUCAACCUUUUUUCUUGAUGCUGAUAUCUGGCUCAUGAGAAAUGACUUUGUGUUUGAAUUCCCGCGUCCAACAGUGCCCAAUGUCGUCUACAUGGGAGGGUUUCAGUGUAAGCCUUCUAAGUCCCUCCCUGCUGAUCUGGAGGAGUUUGUCCAAAGCUCUGGAGAUCACGGGAUUGUUGUAAUGACUCUAGGAACUCUGGUGAGCAACCUGCCGCAGGAUGUCUCUGAAGAGAUAGCUGCAGCAUUUGCCCAGCUGCCUCAGAAGGUUAUUUGGAGGUAUGUAGGACAAAAACCAAACAACCUUGGCAACAACACAUUGCUAGUGAAGUGGCUGCCUCAAAACAACCUCUUAGGUCAUCCUAAAACUCGAGUAUUCAUCACCCAUGGAGGCACCAACGGUGUCCAGGAGGCAAUUUACCACGGUGUUCCGGUGAUUGGACUUCCUUUAUUCUUCGAUCAGCCUGAUAAUCUAUCCAGGGUCAAGGCGAAGGGAGCAGCUGUCAUCGUAGACAUUGCCAUGCUCGACAGGCAUAUCUUCAAAGACGCUCUGAUGACAGUAAUUUACAACUCCACCUAUGGAGAUAACAUGCGGACGCUCUCAAAGCUGCACAGAGAUCAGCCGGUGAAACCUUUGGAUCAGGCUGUGUUUUGGAUCGAGUAUGUCAUAAGACACAAAGGAGCCCGUCAUCUGCUGACACAUGCCCAUAAAAUGUCCUGGUUUGUUUACAACUCUGUUGAUGUCUUUACUGCUUUGUUAGCAGCUGUUCUGCUUGCAACAAUCAUCUUGAUUGUAGUUGUUAGGUUUAUGUGGAGGAAGAUUUUCACUGGGAGAAAAAUUAAACAACAGUAAUAUAAAAAUAAAAACCAUU
Gambusia affinis (western mosquitofish) is the source of this 1741-nucleotide messenger RNA. RefSeq names its product UDP-glucuronosyltransferase 2C1-like. NCBI's taxonomy places the organism in Eukaryota, Metazoa, Chordata, Actinopteri, Cyprinodontiformes, Poeciliidae. The record is from RefSeq and is a predicted model, not a curated record. Gene Ontology annotation, biological process: DNA-templated transcription. Gene Ontology annotation, molecular function: UDP-glycosyltransferase activity; DNA-directed RNA polymerase activity; DNA binding. The transcript has 2 exons. Bases 4 to 1722 code for a protein of 572 amino acids.